AUGGCAGCGGGAGAUUAUGUCACGACCUUUAUCGAAACACUGAGGAGUGCGGACAUGGUCAGCCGUGAUAACAUAUGUGCGCAGUACAGGACAACGCCUGUGUCGCUGUGCACGCGCGAUUGGGCGCGGGGGGGCUUCUCCCGCGACCCAGUGGAGUGGACGCGCUGGAAGGGGGAAGCACGGUGGUGGGGGUGUUCGGGCGCAGUGCUGGACGCACAUGUCACUGGGCGCGCACGGGGGGCAUCUGUGGGACAGGACGUGCGACGGCUGCCUGCAGGACGGCUUCUGGAAGGGCUGGCGGCUUCGAGAAGGCGGGGGGUGGGAGAGUGCGAUGGCAGGAGGUGCAGGAUGAAAUGGACACAUGGCAGCCGCGAGGCGCGCACUGAUCGUGAUCGCCCCCGUCUGUCCCUUGGCUUCGGUCAGAAGACGCGUGUCAAUGAGCCCAUAUCUGAUCUGGCCGCUCGCACGCCCGCAGAUCAAGGACGCUUCGACUUUGGUGCGAUUGGCAGCGACGCUGGCCGCACGCCUCGUGGCUCGGAGGGAAGCCUCCAGGAAGGCGAAGCGGCGCCAGACUCGUGGCUGCUCCAGCGCCUGCCGUCUUCGCUCUCGACACCUCUGCUGCUAUUGUCUCGCCGGCUUCUGUGGCGUGAGUGUGGAAGGGAUCCAGAGCCAGCAUCUGUCCCCGCCUAUCUGCCACGUCAUCCCUCCCCCCCGCACGAAGGUGGCAUGCCUCGUGACACGGUCCCAAAGAUCUCGCUCGCGACAUGGGCCCAUGGCAUGCACGAGGCUGUAUCUGCAACGCGACAUAUGCCGCAUCCAUGGCGAGCGCACCAUCGUAUUCGGGAUACCGCACGUCACGCCUUCGAGAAGGCCCAAAUCCAGCAAUUGCGCCGAAUGAGCAGGUUUGGGCCCGCAGACGAGGCUCUGGCCGCGCCGGAAGAAGCCUGCAGGAAAAGUAGUGGCGAUUCACGGCUGCCACUGCCACUACGGCUAGAGGAGACGGACCCGGCAACCAAAGCCAAAGCCACGCUCGGAGAAGAACGCGCCCGAGUCGAGUCUCACAUCGGGUUUCAGAUCAGAACUUCACGAACCCCAGAGGCGCAUCACCCGCGCGAUCGCCGUGAUCGAGGUCGCGCCGGCAACCUCGGCCGAUCGCGAGCACGGCGGAGCGGGAGCAAAUCGGUGACCAUCGCGCGGCGCGCCACCCCGCUUACCGGCGCCCGCGUCGAACACGAACACCCCAAACCGUCUGUCCCGGCCGCGGUGUGCGGCAGGAUGUCUCGGGGCCCCGCGGCUCGAGCCAGGUCCCGUCUGCCAAUAGUCAGUGCUAUUCGGCUGCAAAGCUCGAGUGCUGUAAAUAAUUACGAAGACUCAGCCGAGGCGAGCGUCCGAGGCACCCGUGCAGGCGGCGACUUCCCCGGGAAUCUUGCCACGGCCGACUGGCAAGCUCGAAUAGAACAUACACCGGGUGCCCCUGAACAGAGACGUCCAACAGAAUACAAGCUCCGACGUGACCUUGUUCAGCGGACACAUGUGCAUGACGGUGUCACCAUGGAAAUCAGGGUCUGCUUUCCCUGGAUUGCGAACAACGCCCGAUAUGAGGAAUUGGAAUUUGUCCUGUAUGGUACUUGGGACCCUGGCGUGGGAGUGUUUGAGAGACAGAUCAGCCUGCGCGGAACCCGUGUACAGCAAUAA
Messenger RNA from Postia placenta MAD-698-R-SB12, 1695 nucleotides. RefSeq lists its product as hypothetical. The transcript has 9 exons. Bases 1 to 1695 code for a protein of 564 amino acids. NCBI's taxonomy places the organism in Eukaryota, Fungi, Basidiomycota, Agaricomycetes, Polyporales, Adustoporiaceae. The record is from RefSeq and is a predicted model, not a curated record.